AUGCUCUUCCGCCCCUCAAUCUCAGCGGCGAUCCUGGGAGGACUUAGUCUUUUACCUACAGCUUACUGUUCUCCUGUCAUCUCAUCAUCAGAAAAAUAUCUCAACAAAAGAAUCUCAUUCGAUGGCUCUUCAAGUAUCACACUUGCUCUAAACACGGAUUUCCCGGACCCGGCAUUUGUGCAGCACACGGACGGCUCGUGGUAUGCCUUUGGCACCAAUGGAAAUGGGAAGAGAAUCCAAGUAGCUUAUUCGACCGAUUUUGAGUCUUGGAGUUUAUUGGAUGUUGAGGCGCUGCCUACGUUAUCGGGAUGGGAGACCGAGCCAGACCACUGGGCUCCUGAUGUAUUCCGGAGGUCCGACGGAAAAUACGUCAUGUACUACUCCGCCAUCGUCUCUUCCAACCCGAACCGGCACUGCAUCGGCGUCGCAAUAGCCGACAGCACCAACCCAGCGGGUCCCUACAUUCCAACCUCCACCAACCCACUCGCCUGCCCACUCGAGCAAGGCGGCGCAAUCGACGCCAGCGGGUUCCAAGACUCGGACGGGACACGCUACAUCCUCUACAAAGUCGACGGAAACAGCGUCGGCCAUGGUGGGGAUUGCAACAAUAGCGUUGAACCGCUCGCUGCAACGCCAAUUAUGCUUCAACGGGUUGCAGAAGAUGGGGUUACGCCGCUUGGUGAUGCUGUGCAGUUGAUUGAUAGGGAUGACUCGGAUGGACCUUUGGUUGAAGCGCCGUCAUUGGUGAGGGCGGAUGAUGGGACGUAUUUGUUGUUUUAUUCGACCCAUUGUUUUACGGAUGCCAAGUAUGAUGUGCGCGUUGCUACUGCGUCGAGUGUUGCCGGGCCGUACAGUAAGAAUGGUGUUUCCGUGUUGGCGUCGAAUGAUGAAUUGUACGGACCUGGCGGUGCGACGGUCUCGAAUGAUGGGAACAUGCUCUUCCAUGGUUGGUGCAAUGGGAAUAGUGUGAGAUGCAUGUAUGCUGCUCAAAUGGAUGUCAGUGGAGGAAGUCCGUUCGUUGAAUAG
Molecule: messenger RNA, 1026 nt
Organism: Talaromyces amestolkiae
Lineage: Eukaryota; Fungi; Ascomycota; Eurotiomycetes; Eurotiales; Trichocomaceae
Exons: 2
Coding region: 1-1026 (341 amino acids)
Biological process (GO): carbohydrate metabolic process
Molecular function (GO): hydrolase activity, hydrolyzing O-glycosyl compounds
Source: RefSeq, a predicted model, not a curated record